GGUUUUAAACUUGACUAAGAUUAAUCUUUCUCAAUAAAAUGUCAAUGAUAUUUCGGAAAGUCAUCAACAAGUUGCACGGAAUUACUCAUCAAGCGCUAAAAUAUUGCACAAUUGAGAAUCAAACGAAAACUCGGGAUAUCGUGCCGAUUUUAUCCAAAGUACAAUACGACAAUGAAAGCUCGUUUUAUCAAAAACCUCGGCAGGUGUGGCUGGAAAAUUUGGAUACUGUAAAGGAAAAGAAAUUGGGUUUUAUCACUUUACACCCACAUAUUUUUGCGACUACACCACGUAUCGAUAUCAUCCAUCACAACGUGAAAUGGCAAAGACUGUAUCGCUGGGUGUCCUAUGCACAUGCAAAAACACGUGCUGAGAUGAGAGGUGGUGGUAGGAAACCAUGGCCACAGAAAGGAUUGGGAAGAGCUCGUCAUGGAAGUAUUCGCUCACCAUUGUGGAAAAAAGGUGGACGCGCACAUGGUCCUCGUUCUCCUACACCACAUUUUUACAUGCUACCCUUCUACACUCGCGUGGCAGGUCUUACAUCAACUUUGUCUGUGAAACUUGCGCAAGAUGAUCUACAUAUAGUUGAUAACUUGGAGAUUCCUACAUCAGAACCUUCUUAUAUCGAGCAACUAAUACAGGAGAGGAAUUGGGGACCAUCUGUUCUCAUUGUAGAUAGCUACGACAUUAUGCCUGAAAAUAUCACACUAGCUACUGAUCAAAUAAAACAUGUUAAUCUUAUGCCUGUCUAUGGUCUGAAUGUGUAUAGCAUGCUGAAACAUAGUACUCUGGUGCUUACAGAAAAAGCAGCCAGGUUAAUAGAAGAAAAAUUGCUUUACCAAAUGAACAGACCAGAUAGCAAGCGAUUAUCAGCUUCAUUCAAACUUAGUCAACAUUAAAGAACAGCUGUUCCCAACACAAUUAACUAUUUUUUAUAUAG
This is a messenger RNA of Odontomachus brunneus, 937 nucleotides long. It is a transcript of the gene mRpL4, whose product is annotated as 39S ribosomal protein L4, mitochondrial. Gene Ontology annotation, cellular component: ribosome. The transcript is spliced from 3 exons. Lineage: Eukaryota; Metazoa; Arthropoda; Insecta; Hymenoptera; Formicidae. The record is from RefSeq and is a predicted model, not a curated record. Gene Ontology annotation, biological process: translation. Gene Ontology annotation, molecular function: structural constituent of ribosome. The coding region runs from base 39 to 896 and encodes 285 amino acids.